Molecule: messenger RNA, 813 nt
Organism: Vicia faba (fava bean)
Lineage: Eukaryota; Viridiplantae; Streptophyta; Magnoliopsida; Fabales; Fabaceae
Source: the annotation of a GenBank genome assembly
AUGAAAGAGAAACAAAAGCUUAAACAUGAAUUGGUUAUCGUUCCGAAUAGGAUAGCUUUAACUUUUGAUUUGUGGGAAUCUACCACUAAUGAGACUCUAUAUGCUUUGGCUGAAAUGUUCCCUCACAGUGGAUCCAAUCAUGUUGGUAAGAAAUUAUAUGGAGAAUCUUUGAUAGAGAACUCCUCAGUUUUGCAGGACAAGAAAGAGAAUGUUAAUGCUGCUCUCGAAACCCCAAUAUCCGGCCAGGGUGCAAGUCUUUACCAUGAAGGUUGUUUACCUGAAGAAGCUUCAAAAAUUACUUCUUUAAAUGAAACCAUUUGGAAAAAACAUUCUGAGAAGGCACAUUUAUUGGUGGCAUCUCAUUGUAGUAGUCCAUUAAUAAAUCUUCAAAGCAUGCUUGAGACUGAGAUGGUUAAGCAUGAAUAUUGCGACAAAGUUUCAUUGCACGACUCUGAGUUAUGUUUAGCAAUGGGAUUAAAUAUGUCCAAACAAUCACAGAAACAACAACACAAAAAAUCAUAUGUCGAAUUAGACUCGGUCAGAAAUGUGGAUAACAACCAAAAACAACAUUUAAUCAAGGAACAUAUGAAAAAUGGCUUGUCUUCAGUGUCAUAUACUGUCAGUCAUAAAAGAUCACGAAAAAGGUGUGCGACUCAUGUUUACAUCAGUCAUACAAAUUUUCGUUUAAAGGUGUCAAAACAAGGAGCUACCAAAGAGUCCAAGCUGCACAAAUGCCAAAAGAAAGUCAAAAUUGUGACCUUUCCUUGUCCAAAAAUCAGCCCUGCUGCAAUGCUUCCAAAAACUGCACAAUAA